AAGCGAAACGAAGAAAAAGGAGAAAAAUAUUUAAGAUCAAGAGAGAGAAAGGGAGAGAUGGGAAGGAAGGGGAUAAACGGAGAAGGCCAUUAAGGGAAGCGGCGAUCAGGAAGAGGAGCGGGGUGAAUUUUUGGAAGGAUCCACGGGGACUUCUUCUCAAACUUUCUGCCCAUUUAUUUCCUUAAAAUCACUUGGAUCGAACGUGGAAUCUGGCCGGAUCCGCCGGGCGCGAGAGGUUCGAUCUCCGUUGCGGCGCUGGGCGUCCUUCGGUUUAGGGCUUGGAGUGGGUUCUUUCGGGGGGUUACGGUUUUGUGAUCGAUCUCGGUGCUUGUGCGUCUAAGGCCACGAUGGCGUCUUCGUUCCCAGGUCAUGUCAGUGCCGUUCAGGUGGGGAGUUAUUUUGUGGGGCAAUACUAUCAUAUUCUCCAACAGCAGCCUGAAUUAGUCCAUCAGUUUUAUACGAAUGCGAGUACCAUGAUGCGCUUCGAUGGGACCACGACCGAGUCCGCUACAGGGAUGGUGCAUAUUCACAAUCUUGUAAUGAACCUGAAUUUUAGUGGGAUCGAGAUCAAAACUGCACACUCUUUGGAAUCUUGGAGCGGAGGUGUUUUGGUUAUGGUUUGUGGUUAUGUGCAACUGAAAGACUACAGUGUUAGGAGGAAAUUUGUCCAGACCUUCUUCCUUGCACCCCAAGAAAAAGGAUAUUUUGUUUUGAAUGACAUCUUUCACUUCAUUGAAGAGGAACAUAUUAAUCAGCACCCAUCAACUGUAUUAGCUGCCCAUAGCAAUUUUGAAACCAAGUUAAAUGCAUCCAGUCCUAUGCCAGAUCCAGUUUCCAACUACAUGAUGGGUGAAGAAAUACAGGCUGCGGAGUUUGAUGCUGCCAUCCAUGCAGACGAAAAUGACACAGUUGAGAAAUAUAUCAUCCCUGAGCCGCAACAGCAGGUUCUGGAGUCUGAUGAAAGGAUAGAUGAAACUUCCGCAGAAGAGCCCACUGUUUCAUAUCCAAAUGUGAUUACCACCAUGAGGGACCCACCUCCUGCUCCUGCAGAGGAACCUGUUGGGGAGCCUCCAAAACAAACUUAUGCUUCAAUUCUGCGAGCAAAAGGACAAUCGGGACACUCUGCACCUCACCCAGUGUCUUUAAACAAGACCACUCAGGUGGCUUCAGACCGGCAGCAUGCUCCGCAGUCAGCCGUGCAACUGUCACAGCCUGCUGUUGUGCCUGAGAAGUCCAGCUCAGAGGCAUUGGAGGAGAGCGCAACAUUUGAAUAUGAAGGUGAAGCACGAUCUGUUUAUGUGGGAAACCUUCCUUCAUCUAUUGCCGCAUCUGAUCUUGAGCAAGAGUUCAAGAACUUUGGCAGAAUUAGGCCUGAUGGUGUUACUGUUAGGAGUCGCAAGGAGGCUGGUGUUUUUUAUGCAUUCAUUGAAUUUGAAGAUGCUGUUGGCGUGCAGAAUGCACUUAAGGCAUCACCAAUACUGUUGAACGGGCGCCUAAUUCAUGUGGAGGGGAGAAGACCUAAUAGUGCUGCUUCCCGAGGUGGAAGAAGGGGCAGAGGACGGGGUGGCUACCAGACAGAGGCUUCAAGGGGGCGUUUUGGUGGUCGAAACUUCAGUAGAGGUAGUGGGCAAGACAAUAGUGACAGGGACUACAAUAAUCGGUCGAGAGGAAAUGGAUACCUUCAACGAGGCCCUCGCCAAGAAAGGGGCAUCUUGGGAAAUCAUGCUCUGGGAAAUGGGUCUAAUCCUUCUGAAGCUUCAUCUUAGGUAAUUCAGUAUAUGGAUGCAUGUUGCAUCGCCCGAGUUCCCGCAAUGUUCUGGAUGUUGUCUUUUUGCCCUUUCACGGCAUAUGUGGUUACUGUUUUUGUGGUGUGUCAUUUGGUUAGCUGGUAUUGAGAGGCUGCACUGGUAGUUUUUGGGUGCGCUUCCCAUUUUUCUGUUUUCCUUUUCUUCCCUCGUUCAGGAGGUUAGGACUCUUGCAGUUACAGGAGUUCAGAGGGAAUUGGAGAUUUAAUGAGUUCUGAGGUAGUAUUUGACUUGCUAUUCAAUUUAAAAUCGCUCUGAUGCAAAAUAUCCAUCCUGAGCGUUUCUCA
Messenger RNA from Elaeis guineensis (African oil palm), 2092 nucleotides. RefSeq names its product nuclear transport factor 2. The record is from RefSeq and is a predicted model, not a curated record. Gene Ontology annotation, molecular function: mRNA binding. NCBI's taxonomy places the organism in Eukaryota, Viridiplantae, Streptophyta, Magnoliopsida, Arecales, Arecaceae. Gene Ontology annotation, cellular component: cytosol; ribonucleoprotein complex.